Molecule: messenger RNA, 460 nt
Organism: Prorocentrum cordatum
Lineage: Eukaryota; Dinophyceae; Prorocentrales; Prorocentraceae
Source: the annotation of a GenBank genome assembly
GAGCUACGAGAGCUGGAUGACGCUCCCGCUGCCGACGGUGCACGGCCCAGCGCCCCCCCAGUGGGCGACGAUGACCAGGGUGUGCGAGACCCUCGGCCUGGCCAAGAGCGCCGUCACGAAGUCGGAGAACGACAUCGAUUGGGGCAAGGAUGCCGUGGAGUUCGUGAACGCGUACAAUGUGGCGGUGUUGGGCGCCAUCGAUUUGUUCGCGGGCAAGGCCAACUUCACCCGCGAGGCCAUGGCGCGGGGCAUGGGCGUUCGGACCUACGAGCUCGACAAGACUUCGUACCCCGCCUCGUGGGAAGACGUCGGGAGCGGCUCAGACGACAUCCUCACGGAGUUCGGCAAGUUCAGGCUCUGCGUCGCGCUCUUGCGGCUCCACGCGUACGGCAUCGUCAUGGCGGGCUGCCCGUGCAAGUACUUCAUCUUCAUGACGAGCGUGCACACCAGGAGGACCUGA